CGAGUGAGGACCCGUUUGCAAAAGGAGAUAUAGGGGGAAAGGUGUCUGCACAGCCUCGAUCUGGCAUCAUCCAAAAAAAUGAGCCCACCAGACACAUUCAAUAGCACAGAAGAAGGGGAUGCUGGUGAGACCGAUUCCGCGGUUCUACUUAACGACAGCAUGGGUUUACACCCACCUGGUUUCCACACUGACAUCACCAAGCACCUUGGAGUCCAGAUCACCUUGAUAAUGGCAUACUCCCUAAUCAUUCUGCUGGGGCUGCUGGGGAAUGCUCUUGUCAUCUACAUGAUUAUUCGCUACAGAAACAUGCGAACAGUGACCAACUUCUUCAUAGCUAACCUGGCCCUGGCAGACCUCCUAGUGAACACUCUGUGCUUGCCCUUCACUUUGGUCUACACUCUGUUAGAUGAGUGGAAGUUUGGGGCUGUGUUGUGCCACAUGGUGCCAUUUGCCCAGGCCCUGAGCGUGCAUGUAUCCAUCCUUACCAUGACUGUCAUUGCUCUGGAGCGUUAUCGCUGUAUCAUCUUCCACCUUGGUCGGCGCCUCACGUGGCACUCCAGCUUCCUCAUCAUGGCAUUCACCUGGACUAUGUCUGCUGUCUUGGCAGCACCCCUGGCCAUCUUCAGAGAGUACCGCAAUGAAGAGAUACCUUCCAUCAACCUGCGUAUCGCUGUCUGCUCUGAGAAGUGGCCUCACGGGACCAGCAGGGACGGAGUCAUCUACAGCCUCUCAAUGCUGCUCCUACAGUACAUUAUUCCUUUAGCCAUCAUUAGCUAUGCCUACAUCUGCAUCUGGGUCAAACUGAAGAAUCACAUCAGCCCAUCCAGCCGCAACGACAGCAUCAAUCGCCGCAAAAAGACCACCAAGAUGUUAGCGCUGGUGGUGGUGGUGUUUGCUAUCUGCUGGCUUCCGUUCCAUGUGUUUCAGCUGGCCAGUGAUCUGGACCUGGUGCUUAGGUUUAAGGAGUACAAACUGAUAUACACAGUGUUCCAUAUUGUGGCUAUGUGCUCGACUUUUACCAACCCUCUCCUGUAUGGGUGGAUGAAUAAAAACUACCGGAAUGGCUUCCUUAUGGUUUUCCGUUGUGAGGAUAAGCCAGAUUCUUUCCACCCUGAGGGCUCGUUCAGGACACGCUCCAUAAGAGGGUUGACUCUGAAUGGUCGUAAUGGUGGACAUCCUCCCACUGCUGUGUGAGAUUAACAAAUUUUAAAAAGCCUGUAGAAUAUGAUUGAACACAAUGAACGCACCUCUGGUUUGUGGUGCUUGUGGUACAGAAGUAGCCUUUUGACUUGAAUGGUCUGAGCUUGAGUGUUUAUGUCACUGGAGAGGACUCAAAGCUUUGCAUGUAUAUUGCUUUAUGCAAGGCUUUUCUUUCCUUUGUGAAUGGUACUAGUGAAAAUUCAUUUGUUGAACGUAUUCAAAUAUGUGUUGAAGAUGUUUACUAAGGUGUUAAGUAACUUGGUACAAUGUAUAACGUGUUUCCUGUUGAUCCAGAGCUCUUGUUGGUAAGUAAUGUCCAAUUAAUUAUGCUCUCCACGCAUACAUUGCCUAUCUCAGGCUACUGAUGUGUUCAUUCUUACUGAAGAGAAGCUGGUGGUUAUUGCCACUGUGAGAACAAGUUUAAUUUGUCACACUUGUUUUUCUAUUUUUUUGGUUGUUCAAAACAUUUGGAUGAAUUUCACUUAAUUAAUCCAAAUGAUGUGUUUAUUUAAUUAAUAACAGUGUUCUAGCAGAUUAAACAUUCAGUCCACAUCCAAGGAAUCCAGAGAAGGCUACUGCUGAUUUUCUGUCCAACCAGGAAGUUAAUUGUAUUCACCUGGCAACCAGCUGUUCCUGAUCAUAUGGACCAGCAGGACUCUGUGUCCAAAGGAAUGGGAUCGAAAACCACUGAAGUGUGAGAAGUGAGAACAAGUUCAUGAUAUCUUCAUCACAGAAUGGGAGCAGCUGCUUUGAGGAUAUAUAGAAAAAGGGGGAUUCGGAAGAUGUCAUGCAGUUUCAUAAUGAUUACUCUGAGCUGAUAAAGUGUCCUUUGUUGGUGGUCUUUUAAUAAGGGAAACAUGAACAUUUAUGAAUUAACUGAUUAAUGACUGGGCCUCUGAGCACACACAUCAAGCCCCUACUGUACACACAACUCCCAGAGUUAAUUUGACAUUCAGAAGAAAUUAUGUUUCGUGCCUCCAUUUCAAAUAAAGAGACAUUUGCUUGAACAAUAUGUAGACUAGU
Molecule: messenger RNA, 2223 nt
Organism: Seriola dumerili (greater amberjack)
Lineage: Eukaryota; Metazoa; Chordata; Actinopteri; Carangiformes; Carangidae
Gene: npy7r
Product: neuropeptide Y receptor type 2-like
Exons: 2
Coding region: 79-1194 (371 amino acids)
Biological process (GO): G protein-coupled receptor signaling pathway
Cellular component (GO): membrane
Molecular function (GO): neuropeptide Y receptor activity
Source: RefSeq, a predicted model, not a curated record